Messenger RNA from Exophiala oligosperma, 1404 nucleotides. RefSeq lists its product as uncharacterized. Lineage: Eukaryota; Fungi; Ascomycota; Eurotiomycetes; Chaetothyriales; Herpotrichiellaceae. The record is from RefSeq and is a predicted model, not a curated record. The transcript is spliced from 3 exons. The coding region runs from base 1 to 1404 and encodes 467 amino acids. Gene Ontology annotation, molecular function: FAD binding; monooxygenase activity. Gene Ontology annotation, biological process: secondary metabolite biosynthetic process.
AUGCCAUCUGUCAAGCUUCACGUUGGCAUAUGCGGAGGCGGCAUGGGUGGACUCGCCGCUGCCAUCGCUAUCGCACGGGCAGGUGCCCGAGUGACAUUGCUCGAGGCUGCACGAGAACUGGGCGAAAUUGGUGCUGGGAUACAGGUGUUCCCAAACGUGUCUCGUCUGCUCAUUCGAUGGGGAGUCGACGAAUUGAUUGGUGACAACCUCAUCGUCGUGGAUGAGGCCAACACAUGGGCUGCCGAUGGCUCUCUGCUGGCUCGUUUCGAUCCCAAGCAGGGUGCAAAACAAUCUGGCUUUCCUCACUGGUUGCUCGUGCGAAGAGACCAUCUACACGCCGGACUCACAGAGUCGGCGCGCCGCCACGGUGUGAACCUGGUCGUCGGUUCGCGCGUCAACAAGUUGGAACACAACAAGGAGGGAGUCAAGGCCACCACCACCCAAGGUGUCGACCACGAAUUCGACCUCUUGAUCGGAUCCGACGGCAUCAAAUCCUUCGUUCGACAACAACUGUUCCCGAACGUGGUGCCCAAGGCCGCUUCGACCGUCGCGGCCUUUCGGGGUAUCCUCUCGUACGAGGAGGUCUUUGCCAAAGUCCCCGACGCGCGACAGUUUCUGAGAAACACCAUGGACGGCUUGAUCGGACCCAAUGGCUACAUCUUGCUGUACCCUCUGUCGGCCGGCACGGAACUCAACGUCGUGACCCUGUUUCAGAUGGACCGUGUCGUCACGACGCCCGAGGACGUCGACAUCAACGAGUUUCGUGAUUUGUACAAGGACUGGAACCCGACGGCCCGGAAAAUUUUGGAGCUGGUCAACUACACCCAAAAAUGGCCGCUCCUCGUCCUCCCGCCCAUGAAAACCUGGUCAAACGAGCACAAAAAUGUCGUCUUGCUCGGGGACGCGGCGCACGCGAUGCAGAACCACAUGGCGCAGGGAGCGGCGACGGCGAUGGAGGACGGGGCGUUUUUGGGCACGGUCAUCGGCGACGUGGUGCGCGGGAACAUCAACUUGACCGAGGCGAUCGGGUUGUACGAGAAGCAACGGAUCCCACGCGUCUGGGUCAAGCAGCAGGCGUCGUUCGUCUCCGGGACCAUCAACAUGGCCACGGGAGAGGAUGCGGCUCGAAGAAACCGCGCGUCCGCACCCGAGGUGAAAGCCUGGAGCCGCAACGUCGUGCACCCGAGUCAGGAAUUGCCUCCGACGUACAAAUCGUGGCAGAUGUACUGUACGCCCGCGAGCGUUCCGGGCAUCUUGUACUACGACGCCGAAGGGGACGCGGACAACGCGGUCUGUGAGUAUCUUCAACAAAAGACGGCCGUGGACGAGGUGACGUUGGUCAGCAGAGGCCUUUGGGACAAGUGGUGGGGGGUCAUUGACGACAAUGGCGUGCCCUGUACAUGA